Molecule: messenger RNA, 835 nt
Organism: Dissoconium aciculare CBS 342.82
Lineage: Eukaryota; Fungi; Ascomycota; Dothideomycetes; Mycosphaerellales; Dissoconiaceae
Exons: 1
Coding region: 79-813 (244 amino acids)
Source: RefSeq, a predicted model, not a curated record
CGCGGCUCCAAGUCAAGAGACUUUAUAAAUGAAUGAGCACUGCCUCUGUUCCUCGCACGCAAAAGUACAGCGUCAAGAAUGGAUGUACGACUUGACUCUCCCAGGUCGCCCAACUGGCAUUGGGCGGCCCACAGCGACGAACGCAGCGAGGACGGUCUGACUAAACACAAUGCUAUUGCACGUUUGAUGAUACCGUCCGAAGAAAGAGCCCAUCCUUGGGCAAAAGAUCAUCUCCAUGUCUCCAGUACACAGCAAGGACUACCCAUGGGACUACGAGGGACUGGGGUCUGGAACGUGCCUCUUCUCCGAUACUGGGAUUCUGAUUCCGGAAGCAUUCCUCAUCCCGACACCCGCCGCAUGCUCGCCAGAGAUUCUACUAUUCGACUGGAUACAUACGAGAUCCGCAAGGAAACUUUGCAAAGCCACCUUUAUCCUACGAUCAAGAAAGCAACGCCGUAUAUCUCGUUCUCGUCAUGUGCUGGCUUCGUCCACCUCGAUAUGAAGCGCAGAGAGAAAGAUGGCAAACACCAACGCUUGACUUUGAUCGAUCCGCAAACUCGUUUGCGUCUUCAAUUGCCGAUUCUGAAAUUUGUCGACGAGUUCAAGCAUUAUAAAUUAUACAACCCGUCUCGGGCAGAUGUCACGACAGGCCACUGGAUGUGUUUGUGGGAAGUUACGCCUGAAGAAGUGGUGUGGACUUGGAACUGGGAUGAGUUGAAAGAUAACCCAGAAUGGUACUGGGAUGUUGUUGAGCCUGCACUGCGAACGUUCCAGGCAACUGGUCGACGGCCCGGAGAGCCUGAAGUACAGUAGAUAGUACACGAACAAAAGCCGU